Procambarus clarkii (red swamp crayfish) is the source of this 1608-nucleotide messenger RNA. The record is from RefSeq and is a predicted model, not a curated record. NCBI's taxonomy places the organism in Eukaryota, Metazoa, Arthropoda, Malacostraca, Decapoda, Cambaridae.
AUGUCAUCACGUGGUCAGUCAUCACGUGGUCAGUCAUCACGUGGACAGUCAUCACGUGGACAGUCAUCACGUGGACAGUCAUCACGUGGGUCUUGUGUACGAGGCUCCGUACACGACCCCCGUGUACCAGGCUCCGUGCACGACCCCCGUGUACGAGGCUCCGUGCACGACCCCCGUGUACGAGGCUCCGUGCACGACCCCCGUGUACGAGGCUCCGUACACGACCCCCGUGUACGAGGCUCCGUGCACGACCCCCGUGUACGAGGCUCCGUGCACGACCCCCGUGUACGAGGCUCCGUGCACGACCCCCGUGUACGAGGCUCCGUGCACGACCCCCGUGUACGAGGCUCCGUGCACGACCCCCGUGUACGAGGCUCCGUGCACGACCCCCGUGUACGAGGCUCCGUGCACGACCCCCGUGUGCCAGGCUCCGUGCACGACCCCCGUGCGCCAGGCUCCGUGCACGACCCCCGUGUGCGAGGCUCCGUGCACGACCCCGUGUGCGAGGCUCCGUGCACGACCCCCGUGUGCGAGGCUCCGUGCACGACCCCCGUGUGCGAGGCUCCGUGCACGACCCCCGUGUGCGAGGCUCCGUGCACGACCCCCGUGUGCGAGGCUCCGUGCACGACCCCCGUGUGCGAGGCUCCGUGCACGACCCCUGUUACACCAGGCUCCGUGCACGACCCCCGUGUGCCAGGCUCCGUGCACGACCCCCGUGUGCCAGGCUCCGUGCACGACCCCCGUGUGCCAGGCUCCGUGCACGACCCCCGUGUGCCAGGCUCCGUGCACGACCCCCGUGUGCCAGGCUCCGUGCACGACCCCCGUGUGCCAGGCUCCGUGCACGACCCCCGUGUGCCAGGCUCCGUGCACGACCCCCGUGUGCCAGGCUCCGUGCACGACCCCCGUGUGCCAGGCUCCGUGCACGACCCCCGUGUGCCAGGCUCCGUGCACGACCCCCGUGUGCCAGGCUCCGUGCACGACCCCCGUGUGCCAGGCUCCGUGCACGACCCCCGUGUGCCAGGCUCCGUGCACGACCCCCGUGUGCCAGGCUCCGUGCACGACCCCCGUGUGCGAGGCUCCGUGCACGACCCCCGUGUGCGAGGCUCCGUGCACGACCCCCGUGUGCGAGGCUCCGUGCACGACCCCCGUGUGCGAGGCUCCGUGCACGACCCCCGCGUGCGAGGCUCCGUGCACGACCCCCGUGUGCCAGGCUCCGUGCACGACCCCCGUGUGCCAGGCUCCGUGCACGACCCCCGUGUGCCAGGCUCCGUGCACGACCCCCGUGUGCCAGGCUCCGUGCACGAUCCCCGUGUGCCAGGCUCCGUGCACGACCCCCGUGUGCCAGGCUCCGUGCACGACCCCCGUGUGCCAGGCUCCGUGCACGACCCCCGUGUGCCAGGCUCCGUGCACGACCCCCGUGUGCCAGGCUCCGUGCACGACCCCCGUGUGCCAGGCUCCGUGCACGACCCCCGUGUACGAGGCUCCGUGCACGACCCCCGUGUACGAGGCUCCGUGCACGACCCCCGUGUGCCAGGCUCCGUGCACGACCCCCGUGUGCCAGGCUCCGUGCACACCGCUGCCUGUUGCAUCAUCCUCGAAGUACUAUAA